AUGAAAAACCACAAAAGUUUAAGGGACACUGUUUUAACUGGUUCACAGUGUAAAAAUGAUGACGACUGCAGCUCUACCGGUCAAAAGUGUAUCAAAGGAGAGUGCUUCUGUGGUACUAAAGAUGUGCAAUGUGAAGACAGUAAACAGUGUAAGGAGGGAAAAUGCUAUUGCGGUAAUAGUGAUAAACCCUGCGUACAAGGUGAAGAAUGUGUAGAGGAGAAUGGUACUAAAGUUUGUAAAAAAUGUGGUGGAAGACUUUGUGGAGAAGCCGAAAUUUGUUUUGGUGACCAAUGUGCCUGUGGGAUGUAUACCUGUAAGGACAAUGAAUUGUGUGCUGAGGACAACAAUGGUACCCUAAAAUGCUGGUGCGGCAAAAAAACGUGCAGUGAUUCAGAGAAGUGUGAGAAUAAGCAGGGCAAUACACCGGAAUGCUACUGCGGUGAAGAAAAGUGCACUCCUCCAUUAACGUGCGGGAAGAAAGACGGUACCCCCAGCUGUCUAUGUGGGAACAAUAAAUGCAAGCCAAAUGAGGAUUGUACCGGUACUGGUGACGGUACCUUUACUUGUAAAGAAACAACCCCAAAACCAGACACAGAUACAACAGGUGACUAA
Enterobius vermicularis (human pinworm) is the source of this 612-nucleotide messenger RNA. NCBI's taxonomy places the organism in Eukaryota, Metazoa, Nematoda, Chromadorea, Rhabditida, Oxyuridae. The record is from the annotation of a GenBank genome assembly.